AACCACACCCCAUUAUCACAGAUUCUGUGAACAUUGUCGGCGCUCGGCGAACUGCGGACCUCAACCCCAACGGUGAAUACAGUCCCCAGACUUCAGCUUUCUCCUUUCGAUUUCCUUGCUUGCAUUUAGAUUUUGGCUUUUCUGGCAUCCAUCCGCCCCACUUGGCUUGUCGAGCCGUUGUGGAGAAUAAUCGCCACGAGGCCCGUUGAGUGCUCCUUUGCUUGGACGACUCGUGAGAAGGGGAAAUCCUAGGCUAUUAUCGUUCGUCGCCUCGUCGCUUCUGGUUUCCUUCUUGCUGUGGCUCAUCGAGAUGCAUUCUCUCUUUCCGCGUGGCUCGGAUUUGAGCAUCGUGCUCUCCGCAACCUUUGCCCCAUGCGUUUUGUGCUUCUAGCGGAUCUUUGAGAUAAGUGCCGCGUGCAAUGCCAAACUGUGUUUGUGUUCACUGUUGGAUUGCGUCCGUGCCUCGUUCACACGCUCAUCGAUGAAGUCGCAUCGAAGAGAAGCUGACAUUAUGAUGUGGCAACAUUCUGGAAUAUUGUUUAUUAUUUCCGAACAUGUUUUACAUUCUGUUAGCUAAAUUUGUCAAUAUGUUGUAAACAUGGAGCUAAGCUGUUCACAAACAGGAAUUGAUUGAAGUGAGGUUCUUCAUUAUACUAUUUAAAGAAGGACAAAUGCAUGCAUGUUAUUAAAAUGAUUUCAAAAGUUUAGAGCAUAAUAUAUUCGGACUGGAAUAAAUUUCAUGCGAAACAUAUGACUCACCCAUAACUUUCAAAACCUUAAAAAAUCAGGAACGUGUACAAUACAUAUCUGUCUUCUGAUGAAACUCCACGCGCACCAAUCGAUUAAACCCACUGUGAGAGCACGAUUAGUACGAAGGAGCUGCCCAUGUACACGUCAGUCUUUAGAGUCUACGUGGAUUGUUCGGCGGUGACGUCGGAAGAUUGCGGGCUUUGUCCAACCAAAGCCCAGACUCUUCGGUGCAACUUCCCUGCAUGACUUGCCUUCUCGUAGACGGAACGGCCAUGCUACGAUGGGAUGUGCAAGAUUUGCAUCAGAGCAGAAGGCAGAUUCGGCACCAGGAUCGGAAGUGCUGGCAAUUUGCGUGCAUUUCUGCCACUGUUAAUGAUGUCACUGAGUUUGUUGAAAGGCUUUGCUCAUUCAAAACACACACACACACACACACAUUUACAUGUAGUCUUACAUGUAGAGGCUUGAGGAACAAUGAGCGCUGGAAAGAGCUGGUGUCUCUUGCACUGAUCAAGCACGUGGUGCAGGCACACAUAUCAUCCAUCAGGUUAGUGUUUUCUUAACAUUUUCCUAUGCAGUAUUCUGUUUUCCCAAGUUUUGUCAUACGUCUUUGAGACAUUGCUUUUGCAAAUUAUGUAAACAGGUCCAUAGUUUUCGCUCACAUUGUCUAAUGCUACUAUAAAUGGCCUAAACCUUGGUAAUAGGGUCAAAAAAUGCAUGCCUCCGGUUAACAAAUAAUUUGCGUUGUUACUAACUUCAGUUGGAACACGUAUAUUGGGAAUACGAGUAUUAAGGAAUUUCUGAAUUGAACAAAAAAUGAAUGAUAAUUUAUAUUAAUAUUGAUUUGUAUAUUUAAGUACAAAAAGAGAGACUUGACAAGAAUUUUAUGUAAAAAUAUAUUUACGUCUUCUAUUUCUAAGAUAUGUAACAUCUAUUUGAAUUAAUUGUAUAUUCCAAAAAAAAUGUAAUUCAUGCAUUA
Molecule: messenger RNA, 1726 nt
Organism: Physcomitrium patens
Lineage: Eukaryota; Viridiplantae; Streptophyta; Bryopsida; Funariales; Funariaceae
Source: RefSeq, a predicted model, not a curated record